Messenger RNA from Hibiscus syriacus, 2698 nucleotides. Its product is annotated as probable pectin methyltransferase QUA2. NCBI's taxonomy places the organism in Eukaryota, Viridiplantae, Streptophyta, Magnoliopsida, Malvales, Malvaceae. Gene Ontology annotation, molecular function: methyltransferase activity. The transcript has 9 exons. The coding region runs from base 227 to 2518 and encodes 763 amino acids. Gene Ontology annotation, cellular component: cytoplasm. The record is from RefSeq and is a predicted model, not a curated record.
UUAAAUUUUCAGCUUUUUCACGAUCUCUGUCGUGAUUGGAUCGAUAGAAAAUUCGUUUACUUAACACUCUUACAUUAUCAAAGGCAACUUGCAAUCGUUUUCUGUAGUUCAAAAUGCUAGGAUAAAGUUCUUAAAUCCCCAUUCGAUGAAACUUCGCUGACAAGGCUUGUUUUACGUUAUCUUUCGAUUUCUAGCUCUGCUAUUACAAACAAAGGUUACAAAAAAAAUGUCAAGGCCUCUGCAUCGAGGUGUAUCUGCAACACGGAUCUCAGGCAGCAACUAUGAUCUAUUGGAUUCACAAUUGAAAGAUAAAACUGAAAAGGAGGAAUUGGAUAGAAAUCAUUCUUCCCUCAGGUUUCCUUUUUGGCUACCCUUUUCAGAUAAUUCUCCCUCAAAAUAUGAUGCCACUGACAAUGGUUUUGCAUAUGAUCCUUUCACUGUUGGGGCUCUGAGAAGCCGCCAUAGGUUAACAAUGCUAUUUUUGAAGUCAAGUUUAGUUAUGAUUGUGAUUCUUGCUGUCACUGGUACAUUUUGGUGGACACUUUCCAUUUCAACAUCAUCUAGAGGUUAUAUAUUUCAUAGUUAUAGGAGACUGCAAGAGCAGCUUGUUUCAGAUUUGUGGGAUAUAGGGGAGCUUUCUUUAGGUACUUCAAAGAUGAAAGAACUAGAAUUCUGCCCGGAGGAGUUGGAGAAUUAUAUUCCCUGUUUUAAUGUUUCAAGGAAUCUCGAUUCGGGUUUUUCAGACGGUAACGAGUAUGAUCAAGUAUGUCGACAAGGGUCGAGGCAAAGUUGUUUAGUUCUCCCACCUUUGAACUAUAAAAUUCCUCUUAGGUGGCCGACUGGGAGAGAGAUUAUUUGGGUUGCAAAUGUUAAAAUCACCGGUCAAGAGGUAUUUUCCUCGGGCAGUUUAACCAAGAGGAUGAUGAUGUUGGAGGAAGAGCAGAUUUCCUUCCGUUCGGCGUCACUCAUGUUUGAUGGUGUGGAAGAAUAUUCCCAUCAGAUCGCUGAGAUGAUUGGACUGAGAAAUGAAUCUAAUUUCAUACAAGCUGGGAUUCGAACCAUCUUGGAUAUAGGAUGUGGUUAUGGCAGCUUUGGAGCACAUCUCUUUUCCGAACAGAUUUUAACCAUGUGCAUUGCGAACUACGAGUCCUCCGGCAGUCAAGUUCAACUCACUCUCGAAAGGGGCCUUCCCGCAAUGAUUGGUUCUUUCAGUUCAAAACAGUUACCAUAUCCAUCUCUUUCUUUUGAUUUGCUGCAUUGUGCACGCUGCGGUAUUGACUGGGAUAAGAAAGACGGUAUUUUCUUGAUUGAAGUUGAUAGAGUUCUAAAGCCUGGUGGAUACUUUGUGUGGACUUCACCUCUUACCAAUGUUCACAAUUCUCUUCGUGACAAAGAGAAACAGAAAACAUGGAACUAUGUUCGAGAUUUUGCGGAAAGUCUCUGCUGGGAAUUGAUGUCACAACAAGAUGAAACUGUUGUGUGGAAAAAGACCAGUAAAAAAAGUUGUUAUAACUCUCGGAAGCCUGGUUCGGGCCCUUCUAUAUGUAGCAAAGGGCAAGAUCUUGAGUCUCCAUAUUAUCGACCCCUUCAGAACUGCAUAGGGGGUAUGCAUAGCCGCCGAUGGGUUCCUAUCGAGGAGAGGGCAACCUGGCCUUCUAGGUCUAACUUAAACCCGACUGAACUAGCUAUAUAUGGUCUUCACUCUGAAGAACUAAAUGAGGAUACUGCAGAUUAUAAGACAACUGUUCAUAAUUAUUGGUCUCUUCUGUCACCACUAAUAUUCUCCGACCAUCCGAAGAGACCCAGCGACGAAGAUCCUUCUCCACCUAAUAACAUGGUCAGGAAUGUGUUGGACAUGAACGCCCACUAUGGUGGUUUAAAUGCUGCAUUAUUGGAAGCCGGGAAGUCUGUUUGGGUGAUGAAUGUAGUCCCGACAAUUAGACCUAACUACCUUCCCCUGAUUCUUGACCGGGGUUAUUUUGGUGUAUUACAUGACUGGUGUGAAGCAUUUCCAACAUAUCCUAGAACUUACGAUAUGGUACAUGUAGAAGGACUUCUAUCUCUUGAGUUUAGUCAACGUUGGAGGUGCAGCAUGCUUCAUAUAUUCACCGAGAUAGACCGGUUGCUUCGUCCCGAGGGUUGGAUAAUUAUCCAUGACACAGCUUCGCUUAUCGAAUCGGCUCGAGCUCUAACGAGGCAGUUGAAGUGGGAAGCCCGAGUCAUAGAAAUCGAAAGUAACAAUAACGAGAGACUCCUAUCUAUCAGAAACCGUUCUUCAAAAGACAAGCAAGCUAAGAACCAUUUCUCGAAGAGAAACCUGAAGUUCAAGUCUCUGUAUUCAAAUUCACUUCGUGCAUGUUUAAGUAAUCAUCAUAAAAGGUCCACCAUGAAUGGGGGAUACCAUAUAUUUAGAUUGGAAACGAGAAAACAGAAAGAUAACGGAGGAAAGCAAGAACAAAACUCGAUGGCACCAGCGACAACUCCUAUGGAUCCGCAAGGCGUACAUAGGACCUUGUAAGUACUCGAAUUGAGGCACCAUUGCAAGUUACAAACUAUAGCAUUAGAUUUAAAUUUUCACAGUAUGUCUCAUUUAUAACUAUACAACCACAUGAUUAAGAUUGUGAAGAUCUCAAGAGUAAGCUGUGAAUUAUAGUGAAAGGGUAAAAUAGAAUUCCUUGACAGUGUCAUUUAUGAUUAA